This is a messenger RNA of Coregonus clupeaformis (lake whitefish), 2158 nucleotides long. RefSeq names its product E3 ubiquitin-protein ligase TRIM47-like. Lineage: Eukaryota; Metazoa; Chordata; Actinopteri; Salmoniformes; Salmonidae. The record is from RefSeq and is a predicted model, not a curated record. The transcript is spliced from 2 exons. Bases 239 to 829 code for a protein of 196 amino acids.
AAACCUACAGGAGGGUAAGCUCUCCAGGAACAGGGUUGGAGAGCCCUGUUCUAUUUAAACAUCACUUUGCAGAAGUAAAACUAAAGGUCUUCUAGCUAGGCCUCGUCUUUUCCUCUCUGAGAAAACUAAACUGAGAAGACAUUUACUGGUAGCCCAAACUCUAAACCUCUACUACAGCCUUAUCUGGGCCUCUUUUGAUGCCACAAACAGAAAGCACAGAGACAUUCCCAACACAGAUAUGGCCGCCUCCAGCAGUCUCCUGUCUAAAGAGCACUUCCUGUGCUCUAUCUGUCUGGAUGUGUUCACUGAGCCAGUAGCCAUUCCAUGUGGACACAACUUCUGCAUGGCCUGUAUCAAAGAGUACUGGGAUACUAGUGACCAGUGCCGGUGUCCCAUGUGUAUGGAUAAAUUUGACAGGAAACCUGAGCGUCGCAUCAAUACUCUCUUUUCUGAGAUGGCUACUCAGUUCAGGAAGUCAGUUCAAGGGAAAUCCACCAACCUAGACCAAGGCCCUCACCCAAGGCCCAGCCCAGACCAAGGCCCUGCUCAACCCCUAGAAGUCUCCUGUGACAUCUGUGCUGGGACAACGCUCAAGGCCCUGAAGUCCUGCCUGGUGUGUCAAACCUCUUUCUGUGAGACUCCCCUGGAGCCUCAGAGAGUUGCAGCCUUAAAGAGACACAAGCUGAUCAACCCUGUGGAGAACCUGGAAGACAGGAUGCAUCAGAAGCACGAGAGACUCCUGGAUCUGUUCUGUAGGAGUGACCAGACAUGUCUGUGUUUUUUGCUUGAAAACAGACCACAUGACACUGUCAUGACACUGUCCCUCUAGAGCAGGGUUUCCUAACCUCGGUCCUAGGGACCCCAAGGGGUGCACGUUUUGGUUUUUGCCCUAGCACUACCAGCUGAUUCAAAUACUCAACUAAUCAACCAGCUUUGAUCAUUUGAAUAAGCUGUGUAGUGUUACGGCAAAAACCAAAACGUGCACCCCUUGGGUUCCCGAGGACAGAGUUUGGGAUAUGCUGCUCUAGAGGAAGAGUAUGGAGAGAAAAUGGCUAAACUAGGAAAGGUGAUGGCAGAGGUAGACCAGAAGAUGCUUCCAAGAUAUAGUAAGGUUGAGGAGAUCAAACACUCAGUAGAUCUCAGAGUGUAGGUCUUCACUGCUCUGGUGCGCUCCAUUGAGAGAAGCCAGGCUGAGCUCAUUGAGGAGAAGCAGAAAGCAGCAGAGUGGCAGGCUGAAGGGCUCAUUAAAGAGCUGGAGCAGGAAAUCACUGAGCUACAGAGUAGAAGCACUGAGCUGGAAUAGCGCUCACACACUGAGGUCCACCUCCUCCAGAGCUUCCCAUGUCUGUGCAGCCCUCCACCCACCAAGGACUGGUCUGAGAUCAGUGUUCACAGUGAUCUGUGUCUGGGGACUGUGAGGAGAGCCGUGUCUCAGCUGGAGGAGACACUUAUGAGUGAAGUGAAGAGGUUGGGUGAUGCUGAGCUGGAGAGGAUUCAGUGGUAGACAGUGGAUGUGACUCUGGACCCUGAUACAGCACCUCCUCACCUCAUCCUGUCUAGGGUUGGGAAGCAAAUGAGAAAUGGAGGCAAAGAACAGGAUCUCCCAAACUACCUAGGGAGGUUUGAUUGUUUUCAUUUGAAUGUCCUUGGAAUUGAGGGCUUCUCUUCAGGGAGAUUUUACUAUGAGGUUAUGGUUACGGGGAAUACUGAAUGGGAUUCAGGAGUAGCCAGUGAGUCUAUCAACAGGAAGGGGGAUAUCACACUAAGGACUCAAACUGGAUACUGGACUAUGCAGAAGUAUGGGUGUGAGUACAAAGCCAGUGACACCUACCCUGUCCCCAUCUUUCUGAGAGACACGCCACAGAAGGUGGGGGUGUUUGUGGAUUAUGAGGGGGGUCAGGUCUCCUUUUAUGAUGUGCGGGCCAGGUCUCAUAUCUACUCUGUCACUGGCUGCAACUUCACAGAGAUGCUCUAUCCAUACCUUGGCCACAAAUCCUAAUCCUGAUGGUGAAAUCUUUCCUCUGAUCAGCGCUACAGUCAAUUUGUACAUUGACUGGUGGUUAUUAUCGUUAUUUGUCAGUUUGACAUGAUGAGUAUUGGGCUCUCGAGUGGCGCAGCGGUCUAAGGCACUGCAUCUCAGUGCUUGAGGCGUCACUAC